This is a messenger RNA of Rhizopus microsporus ATCC 52813, 2006 nucleotides long. Its product is annotated as TPR-like protein. Gene Ontology annotation, molecular function: protein binding. Lineage: Eukaryota; Fungi; Mucoromycota; Mucoromycetes; Mucorales; Rhizopodaceae. Bases 153 to 1883 code for a protein of 576 amino acids. The transcript has 7 exons. The record is from RefSeq and is a predicted model, not a curated record.
CAUUCAGAUCCAGUUCGCUCUCGCGAGUCGUCAGUUUACGUCACGUAAAGCGGCAUUUUAAACCCAUCUCUUUUAGUGAGUUGCCAAAUAGAACCCUCCAAACAAUUUUUUCUUUUUCUUUUACUUUGCAUUUUUCACGACAGAUAGAGACUAUGGCAGCGCCAGCAAAGAUAGAAGAAACAACAUCCGACAAGAUCAAAAAGUUUUUUGAAGACAAGGACUGGAAGUUUUAUUGUGCUUUGGCUGCAGGUGUGACCCUUGCAGGGGCAAGUGCUUAUUAUAUCACGAGUAGUAAGAAAGGAUCUAAGAAGAAGCCCGCAGGAAAUAGAGAGGUCAAAAAACCUACAACAGAAGAAAAAGCCCCUGCUGCCCCUAGUCCUACAGCAGCAACAACCGAGACGUUGGAUUAUAUGACGUUGUCAGAUAAUGAAAUUACUGCAUUGACCGAGGAGCAACGUAGUGAGGCAGCUCAACAACUCAAGACAAAGGGUAAUGCCAAAUUUAGCGAAAAGGCCUAUGACAAGGCUGCCGAAUUAUACACUGUAGCACUUCGCUAUAAAUCAGAUCCAAUUUUCUAUUCCAACCGUGCUGCCUGUUAUGCCAAUUUGGGUCAAAAUGAACGUGUGAUUCAAGAUUGUAAUGAUGCAUUAAAGUUGGACCCUGUUUAUGUCAAGGCCUUGAACAGACGUGCUCAUGCUUUUGAAAAAUUGGAUGAUUUAGAAAAUGCACUUUAUGAUUUUACUUGUGUUUGUAUUCUCGAUGCAUUCAAGAAUGAAACAGCCAGUAAAUCCAUGGAACGCGUCUUGAAGCUUCUCUCAGAAAGAAAGGCAAAGGAAAUCAUGAAGACCAAGACACCUCGUUUGCCUUCAUCUACUUUUGUUAGUGCCUACCUUGAUUCAUUCCGCCCUGUCGUGCAAGAUUUAUCAGGUGUUGCUGACGACGAAUCCGGAGAUGGCUAUUACGUCAAAGCCUAUCGUGCCAUUGCCAACAAAGAUUACACAGCCGCUUGUGAAGCUGUUGAGAAGGCUGUUGAAUUGGGCUGCUCUCGUCAAUACCAGGCUCAUGCUUUAAAUUUAAUGGGUACAUUUGCUUUCUUGAAGGGCAAUACAGCAUCAGCAUUAGACUAUUUCAAUAAGGCUAUUGAAGCUGAUCCAAAGUUUGUUCAAAGCUAUAUUAAGCGAUCCAGCAUUUAUAUGGAACAAGGCAAUAUCGAAAGCACCUAUAAGCAGUUUGAUGAAGCAAUUGCUAUUAACCCCAGUGACCCCGAUAUCUACUACCACCGUGGACAAGUCAACUACAUCAGUGGACAAUACGAUGCUGCCGCUAAGGAUUACAGUGAAAGCAUAAAGCUCGAUGACACCUUUGUCUAUGCUCACAUUCAACUGGGUGUUGUCCAAUACAAGCUGGGUUCCAUCUCUUCUUCGAUGUCAACCUUCAAUAACACCUUGAAGAAAUUUGCCAAUAGCACAGACGUACACAACUACUAUGGUGAACUCUUGGUUGACCAACAAAAGUUCACAGAGGCCAUUGACAUGUUUACCAAGGCAAUCACACUCGAUCCCAAGAACCCAUUGCCUUAUAUCAAUAAGGCCAUGCUGAUGUACCAAAUGAUGGGUAACGUAGAAGAAGCAACUCAACUGUGUAAGACCGCAUUGGAGAUUGAUCCAGCUUGCGAUGCUGCUGUUGCAUCACUUGCUCAAAUCCUCCUGGAACAAUCUAAGCCUGAAGAAGCACUCAAGUACUAUGAAAUGGCUAUCGACUUAGCCAGAACCGAAGCUGAGCUUGAGCAUGCCAUUUCUUAUGUAGAGGCUACCAAGACUCAAACUCGAUUUGCAAAAGAUUUCCCUGACGCCGCUGCUAAAUUGAGAGCCUUAAGAGGCUAAAAAUUUAUAGUACAUAUGUUUAAUAGAAAAUAAAAAAUGGGUCCCCAUAUAAAGUAAAAAUGAUCAAUUUAUUACUGAUGAACGGUCUCAAACGCUUAGACCUUGAAACCACGAGAAGAACGC